AUGCUCGUCCGAGACCUCCGCCGUCUCUGCCUCAUCAUCGGUCCCUUCCUCGCUUUCUUCUUCAUCACCCUCACCAUAUGGGGAUUUCCAUCCUUUGCCGGCGAGAAAGUACCUUUCAUCCUCGGCGACAGUUUCGGGUCAUCAAGGAAUCAAGUUCCAUACCACGGCUCAUCUUCAUCCAAAGAUGGAAGCACCAAGUCUUCCCCAUCAGAAGGCUCAGACGGCGGUAUCGCACCCGGUCUGUUUCAGCCGGACUCCGGCAACAGCAAAGAUGAAGGCCAUCAAACAAUCCACUCCGUCUCAACAAACAACGGUUCCUACUUCCGCAUCGAAUUCGCAAAAGACACACCAGCUUUCAACCCGAAUAUUAUCCCCCAUCCUACCCGUCCGGGGGUGUUCAUCGUGGUAGCGCAGAAGUGGCAUGAGUCGAGGAAACCUUCAUCACCAUCCCCUUCAUCCCCCGACUCCACUUCAUCGGAUACCAAUCAUACCGCUGCUGGCGCGAAGCAAAAGUCACAGCACGCAACGAUGCAAUCUGAGCUUUCCUGCCUGGCUUCCUUCCACCCUUCUGCCUCCAACCCCAAGGUCCUCCGCUGUCUGCCUGAAUCUCCACCCUUGCCGCUGCCGAUAGCAGCAACACCGGGCAAUAACUGUGUCGGUCCCAUCUUAGCCAGUUUACCUGCUUUGGGGAUGUGGAUGCAGGACUUUAGGGUGUUGGUGGAGUGGUGGGGAAGUGAGGUUGAGGCGUUUGGUGCUGGUCAGCUGUGGAGGGUUGCCGGGGAGUUGCAGAGGCCGAUACUCACUGUUGAUGGAGGAAAGGGAGGUGAGGGGAUGGGAGGAGCUGGACGGGAUUUGAAGGUGAAGGAUGAAGGGAUCAGGACUGGGGAUAAGGGAGCGGGUGGUGAGGGUACAUCGAGGGUCCUCAAUGAGAUGGGCGAGGAGAUGGACGAGGAAAGGCCAAAGAUACCAGCUGGUUGGGGCGAGAUUGAGAAGAACUGGUUCGUCUUUUGGGCUCCUCCUCUUGACUCCGGCUCCGGCUCCGGCUCCAGCUCCAGCUCCAGCUCCAGUUCCUCCUCCUCGGUCUCCUCACCGAAGUCCUCUCACCAUAAGCCCCAAAUCAAAGCCCUCCAAACUUACAUCCACUACGACCUCUUCCCCUACCGUUCCUUCGCCAUUCUCCACGACGACGGCAGCGCUACCGCCAUCCCCUCAUCAUCCACCUCCGCCGCAAAAGAUGAAAAGUGCCUAUCCCACUACCUCCCCCCUCUCCCCUCAUCGGAACCAGUCUCAAUCCACCAAUCCACCAACAGCCUCCGUAUAACCCUCUGCAACCGCUCCGAUCCCUCCUGCAUCCCAACAGAAUCCAACACUUUUCUGUUGACAAUUAUCCAAUACAAGCGAUUCUACCAUUUCCACUCAGAAUACGAACCCUACGUCGUUUUGUUCAGCCAGAGAGCCCCUUCCUUUGAAGUGUUUGGUGUUUCGAGAAAGCCGGUUUGGAUUGAGGGACGGAAGAAAUGGGAAAAGGGGGAGUGGCAUGGCGAGGGAUUGGGAGAUGGGCAAGAACGGACGGAGAUGUUUUAUGUUACGAGCGUUAAUUGGAGGGACUACCAUGGUGACCGGGAAGGCAACGGUAAAAACGGUGAGAAUGGGGCAGGAUAUCAUGGUUUCUUGGAUGAUGUUUUGAUCAUUGGGUUUGGGAUGGAGGAUAAGGAGAGUGGGGGGAUUGAUGUUUUGGCUGGGGAGCUGAUAAAAGGGGUUGGGCUUUGUGAGGAUGUUGUGGGAAAGGGUGACGUGACAAUGGGUGGUGAGAAGCAAGUUGAUACGGUCGGACAUACGGUGUCGUCGCCGGUGAACGAUGCGGCGGUGUCGGAUUCUGGGUUGGGACAGCAAGGAGCUGGAAAGGAUGUUCGCCCGCCGCCGCAGCAGCCGUUGGAUAUGACCGGCGCUGGGUUUGAUGGAUUCCCGGCUCAGGAUGUUCCGUUGGAGAUACCGGCUGACUUUCCGGUCGACUUUCCGAAGGAUUUCCCAGCUGCUGAUUUUGGUUUGGGACCGGGAGCGCAACUGGAUACUCCGCCUCCGUCUCCGCAGCCUCAUUCGGGGUCACAUGUGGAGAAGAAUUGGUGGAAAAGAAUGAAUGGGAUCUGA
This is a messenger RNA of Sordaria macrospora k-hell, 2148 nucleotides long. RefSeq lists its product as uncharacterized. The record is from RefSeq and is a predicted model, not a curated record. NCBI's taxonomy places the organism in Eukaryota, Fungi, Ascomycota, Sordariomycetes, Sordariales, Sordariaceae.